AUUGUUGUAUCAUUACUUUCCAAAACCCCUUUCAUCUAGGGUUUAAGCUUCUGCUAAACACCAGACAGCACCAACCCUCACUCUGAAACUUUUGGUUUCGCAUUCGAUACAGCCCCCAUUAAUUUCACCUUCGAAACAAUGGAAACCCUAAACAACAACGGGUCGGAGCUUGACCCGAAUCUUAUUCCGACGGAGACACCACCACCGGAGGUUGAAAAGCUUGAAACUCUGGGCUGUGCGACCAUCCCCAUUGAGGAACCCAAUAACGGGUCGGAGCCUGAAAAGCUUGAGAGUUUGGGUUGUGCGGCCACUCCCAUAGUGGAAGGAGUGGAGAAAAUCAGUUUAACAGGUACCCCUCUUUCAAAAUCAGUUGAGGGGAAUGGUGAUGAGGUUCAUAGUGAAUCUGAGAGUGAAAGUGAGAAUUCAGAGUCUGAGGAGAGUUCUUCUUCUGACAGUGAGAGCAGUAGUAGUGAUGAUGAAAGCAGCAGUAGUAGUAGUGGCAGCGAUAGUGAUGAUGAUGAGGAGGAGAAGAAGGAGAAACGCGGUGUUACUGGUGAUUUGGAAGUUGAGGAAGGUGAGAUAAGUGGUUCUGAUGACGACAAGAUGAUUAGUUGGAGCAACAAUGAUGAUGAUAUUAUUGGUGAUGAGGAUGAUGAUGCUGUUGAAGCACCCAUCAGAUCAAAGAAUGAGAUUCAGAAUUUGCCUCCAGUUCCGCCUGUAAACGCGAGCUUAGAACCACACCAUCAAAUUCUGCCAGUGGGAGUUGUAAUGUCGACUCUUGGUGCUCAAGUCAUUGUGGAAGGAGUGGAAAAGCAUGACCCACUUAAUGAGGGUUCUAUUCUCUGGUUAACUGAAAGCCAAAAACCACUAGGCAUAGUUGAUGAAGUCUUUGGACCAGUCAAAAACCCUUAUUAUGUUGUGAGAUUCAAUUCUGAAGAUGAAGUCCCUGCAAGCAUCCAAGGGGGAACCUUGAUCUCGUUUGUUCCAGAAUUUGCCGAUCAUGUGCUUAAAAACAAAGAUGUUUACAAGAAAGGGUAUGAUGCAUCUGGUGCGAACGAUGAGGAGUUGGAUGAUGAAUUUGAGUUUUCAGAUGAUGAGAAGGAGGCUGAAUACAGGAGAAUGCAAAGAUUGUCAAAGAGAGGUGUAAAUGAUCAAAAUCCUGGCAAGGGCAAGAAAAAAAACAAUAGAUAUCAGUCUUCACUGAAUGAGUAUGUGGUACCUUCCACCUCCGAUGCACCUGCAACACCAUUGCUUGAUCGUGGGAAUCAUUCAUCAUUUUCUGGCACUGGACAAGGUCCUUUGGGGGGAACCACCACAGUUCCACCAUUUCCACCCUUAAAUGCAGGUCCUAACUUUGCCGCAAAUGGAGUUUGGACAAAUGGGACAUCAUUUCCGCAGCAGCCACAACAUGUUAUGGCUCCUAAUGGAUUUCCUUCAAAUGGCAUACCAUUUUACCCUCAAAACACUCAAUUUUCUCAUCAGUUGCCUAUGCCAGGAAUGCAAUUUCAACAGCAAUUGCUUCCCAAUCCUGGAUCUCUUCUCACAAAUAUGCUUUCUGGGAUGCAGCCCAAUAUAUUUGCACAAGCCAUGUCAGCACAGGGGCUUCCGGGUCAAAACCAAAUGCCUCAAAACCAUCUGGGUCAAAACCAAAUGCCUCAAAACUAUCUGGGUCAGAACCAAAUGCCUCAAAAUCAAAUGGCAUUUGGUUUGAGCUCACCCUUCUCACAGAUUCCACCACCCUACUUUCCUGCACAGCAGGGUUUUCCAUCUACUGAAUCGCAACCAGAAAGAAACCCUAAUUGGAAUUCUAAUUCUGCUUCUGGCUCCCCCUCUCAAUUUCAUCCAGGCUCAUCUGCUAGUCGUGGGAGAAACACUUAUCGUGGUCGCGGUAGGAAAGGGUGGCGACCAGCCAAGUGAAGGUUAUUGUGCAAUUCACUUUGAAACAAUCUGUCAGAGUAGGGCCAUUCUGCAAGGAUUGCACUUAGCUUUUGCGCUUGGGAUCCUGAGCCAGCAACAUUCUUGUUUUAAAAGACGUAUAGGCAUCUCUGUUGAAAUUUGAAAUUAAUGCAGUAAGAUCCUAAAAUAGAUGAGUUCCUAUUUACGUGUAUUAUCUGUUCUUUGGAAGUAUUUUUUCUUGAUUAGCUUGGUGCUGAUGAUCUUGUUUGUUUACUGGAUUGACUGAAGUUGCACCUUGAAACACCUUCCACUUCUAA
Messenger RNA from Lotus japonicus, 2213 nucleotides. Its product is annotated as H/ACA ribonucleoprotein complex non-core subunit NAF1-like. Gene Ontology annotation, biological process: box H/ACA snoRNP assembly; pseudouridine synthesis; ribosome biogenesis. The transcript has 3 exons. NCBI's taxonomy places the organism in Eukaryota, Viridiplantae, Streptophyta, Magnoliopsida, Fabales, Fabaceae. Gene Ontology annotation, cellular component: sno(s)RNA-containing ribonucleoprotein complex. Gene Ontology annotation, molecular function: RNA binding. The coding region runs from base 139 to 1917 and encodes 592 amino acids. The record is from RefSeq and is a predicted model, not a curated record.